AUGGUCAGGUCAUCUCGAGAGAAGGCCAAUCUACCGCCAAUCGCGGAUCCAGCCCUUCGUGCCUAUCCAAAUCCAGUUCCCAACCCGCUGGUGCGAUGGGUGAAGCGCAAAAAGCUGGAACACUACCGACUGCCUGAUUCACCGUCAGCCUCCUACGUGCGACUUGGGCUCCGGCCUGAGUUGCUGCUUCGGUGGCCGGCCACGCUGAGGGAUACUGUUCAAUACAACAACCCGUUUAUCAGGAAGGAAGAGGCAGUUGGAGGUGUGGAAGAGAAUUCGCUAGCUUCAAAUAAUGGCAUGCCACAUUCUGGGGCUGCCGCCAAUGAUGCUGCAUCGCUACAGGGCCCAGGCUCCCCAGGCAUGCAGGGGGCUUCUUCUGUGGUCGUAGCGGCGGCUGAUGACCUGUUCGCCACGCCCCUUUCACCACCACAGGCGCCUGACGAGGCGGACCCGCCCAAUGACGCGCCCCCCAGCAUCGCCAAACAGGCGCCAAAGCAUGGCAAGAGCAAAACCGCCCUGACACCGAAGUGCUCCGCAGACGAACCCCGAAGCCGGCUGCACAGUCCAGCCCACCGGCAACCACGUCAAGCCAAAUCUAUCCUGAAACCUGAUCCAUCUUCCGGUAUCAGAAAGAGCAAUCCAAAAUCAUCCGCCGCAAAGGGCAGACCCAAGAGUGUCACCGUCAGACUUGAGCCUGAAGUCCAGCACUUCAUCGACGAUUCUCCUUGGCCCCGUAAUUCCGACGCAGAGAAUGAUCCUCCCUCUCCCUCUUGCGACGGAGGCUCUAUAACUGGCAACUUUAGCGGCGACGAAACCGACGACGAGGACGAAUUCGAGAUGUCGGACGCGGCUCUCCCUCCCCCUGACAAGGCAAAGCGCCCGUCCCUGAAACUCAAGUUUCCCAGCAAACCUGCCAUCCCUCAAGCUGGAGCAGGGCAGCCUGCGGCGGUGCAGACCCCAACGCCCCAGAGCGCAGUCAGGACGCCGUCCAUCAAGCUCAAACUCCCAGGCACGAGCACGCCUCGAACUGGUCCUGAAGAGUCCGCAAAGCUAAAGAAAAAGAAAAAGAACACAGAUACUGCCGCCGAAACCCCGGGUUCGUCCUCCAAGAAACGCAAACGCGAAGCACGGCCUGGGGAAGACGAUGAUGAAGGAAAUCGACCAGCACCAGCGCCUCCCAAGCCCGCCGCGUUUCGAAAACUCACGUUCAAGAAAUCCCAAGCUACUCCUGCAUCUGCACCCAAACCCUCGGGGACAGCGCACCUGGCCUUCAAAAUCAAGGGCAAGAUCCCCAAACGAUCAUUGGGAGUGGGCUAUGAUUCCGAACUCGAGACGGAAUAUCAGAAUGAUAAGGGCGAGACAUUGGUUGGUCGUGAGGUCGAUCCAGUCAUCCACGAAGGCUUUGUUCUACGAAUGCAACCUGGCGAGGAUUGUGAUUACUUGCGCAAAGCGAUCGAGGAUGGGACGGCGGGUCAGGUACUGGCAAGAGGUGCACACGUCAAUCUCAGAAUGCUCGAUACGCUGGGUAGAAGAGGUAUCCUCCAGAUCAAGGACCACAAGUACGCCACCACCCUGGUUGAUCUCCCAUGCAUUAUCGAAGGAAUGAAAUCAUGGGAUAAGAAAGGGUGGAUCAAGAGCAUCGACAUCUGCCAGAUGCUUUUGGUGCUUGGCCGCUGCAACAACGAAGAGGAAGCCCGGAACUAUCCUCUUCCCGAAGACGUUGACCCCAAGACUUAUCAGUACGCCCAUGGCCUCACUGCGCCCAUGAAAUGGGUCCGAAAGAGAAGAUUUGCGAGAACAAAACGAGCACGAGUGGAUGACAUUGAGGCGGUUGAGCGGCGAGUCCACGCUCUCCUCGAGGCAGACAAGGCGGCUCUUAGCUCCAAGUAUCAACUUCUGGACCAUGAUCCGCGCCUCGAUGAACAAGGAUACAGCACUGAACUGGAAGAAGACGAAGAUGCCGAGGCCGAGCCAGAGGAUUAUUUCGACAUAGCACCCGGUGUGCAUGGUUCCAUGGUCGAAACACCAAUGCUCACCGAAACUCCUGUGCAGGAGGAAGUUGGACAAGAUGAUCUCGACGCCCUCGAGCGCAUGUUCUUUGACGAGGAUGCCGCACCUUCUACCGACACGGCCGGACAAGCUCGAAAUACCUUGCACCCGCCUGAAGCGGGCAUCGACUCAUCAUUCGCAGUGACUAGUACGUCAGCCUCCCCCUCUAUGACGGCCGCGCACACCCCCAUCUCUGCAGAAGCUGCAGAAGCUUCUUCUGACGAAGACGAGGACGAGGAUGCGGGAGAUGACGAUGAAGACCGAGACGAUGCCGAGAAAGAGGGUGAUGAGAAUAAACGUCAAGUCAUGGAGAGGAUUGAGGAUAUGCAGAACAAGAUUGCGGAGCAGAGAGAGCUGCUCAAGAAGACAACGAAUGCCAUCUUGAAGAAGAAGCUGGCGAGAAAGAUUCAAGAUCUGGAGGACGAUGUUGCUAUGAUGAGGAAGAAUGCCGGCCUGGGUGGAGAUGACGAUGAGGACUGA
Fonsecaea nubica is the source of this 2529-nucleotide messenger RNA. RefSeq lists its product as hypothetical. The coding region runs from base 1 to 2529 and encodes 842 amino acids. Gene Ontology annotation, biological process: RNA polymerase II preinitiation complex assembly; transcription initiation at RNA polymerase II promoter. The transcript has a single exon. Gene Ontology annotation, molecular function: RNA polymerase II general transcription initiation factor activity. Lineage: Eukaryota; Fungi; Ascomycota; Eurotiomycetes; Chaetothyriales; Herpotrichiellaceae. The record is from RefSeq and is a predicted model, not a curated record. Gene Ontology annotation, cellular component: transcription factor TFIID complex.